Eutrema salsugineum is the source of this 900-nucleotide messenger RNA. RefSeq lists its product as uncharacterized. The transcript has 3 exons. The record is from RefSeq and is a predicted model, not a curated record. The coding region runs from base 1 to 900 and encodes 299 amino acids. Lineage: Eukaryota; Viridiplantae; Streptophyta; Magnoliopsida; Brassicales; Brassicaceae.
AUGUCAAACCCUCACAGCUCAUUUUCACUGCGAUCUUUCCUUGAGAAGGACAAGCUGAAUGGAUCAAACUUCCUCGAAUGGAAUCGAAAUCUGAGAAUUGUUCUCAAACAGGAGAAAAAGGAAUACGUCUUGGAGAAGAGUCUUCCUCCUGAAAAACCUAAGUCCAAUGCUUCACAUGCAGAGAGGAUUACUUAUGAGAAGCAUGCCAGUGAUAUGGUCGAUGUGUGUUGUCUCAUGUUGGCUACCAUGAACUCAGACUUGCAGAAGCAAUAUGAGAACGUGGAAUCGCCAAUUGACAUGAUCACCAGCCUGAAAGGAAUGUUUCAGGAGCAAGGAAUGGUUAAAGCUCUCAUUGACUGCAAGCUGCCAACAGACAGUCCAGUUAGCCCACAUGUCAUUAAGAUGAAAGGUUAUAUUGAUAACUUGGCAAAAUUGGACUGUCCUAUCAGCCAAGAUUUGGCCAUUGACCUCAUCCUUAAGUCAUUGUCGUCAAGUUAUGAUCAGUUUGUUAUGAACUACAACAUGCAUAAUUUGACAAAGACUCUGACUGAGCUGCAUGGAAUGCUCAGAUCUGCUGAAUCAAACAUCAAGAAGGGCACCCCUCACGUCCUUAUGGAAAUGGGUAAGACAAGCCGGAUUGAGAAUCCAAGCAAGUCAGACCCUGCUCCUAAGAUCAAGCCUGGUCCUUCUGGUGAAGAUAAAUGCCAUUAUUGUAAUGGUUCUGGACAUUGUAAGGGAAAUUUCAAGAAAUACUUGGAAGAUCUGAAAAAGAAGAAGAAGACUCAAAAGUCUUCUUCUCCAGGUAUUUAUGUUAUAGAAGUAAAUGUUGCUACUUCUAGUUCUACCUCUUGGGGCCUAAGCAACAGUAGAGCUCUGGAGAAAGGACAAGUGUACCUGUGA